Molecule: messenger RNA, 1799 nt
Organism: Sander lucioperca (pikeperch)
Lineage: Eukaryota; Metazoa; Chordata; Actinopteri; Perciformes; Percidae
Gene: tmem45b
Product: transmembrane protein 45B
Exons: 6
Coding region: 159-1001 (280 amino acids)
Source: RefSeq, a predicted model, not a curated record
UGAUGGGUGGGGCUAUGUGAUGACUCAACACAGGUUAGAAGUACACACAACAGGUGUGCACAGUUUGCUCAGACCAGAGUGCUCUCAUUUUACCAGCUGCCAGGAUUCACAGGUUUCCAAAGUCUUUGGGAGUUAGCAGCAGAGAAUAAGGCCUAACGAUGGCCAACUUUGGAGGACAUGCCAUUCCUGGCUCUUUUUUCCUGUUCCUUGGCUUUUGGCUAACCGUGAAACAUGUUCUCCAACACUACUGGAGGAGAAGUCAGCCUAAAGGAAGACACAUUAUGCCAUCUUUCUUUAAAAAAAUGGACUUCUUGGAGGGAGGAUUUCUAAUCUUUGGUUCAUUUGUUGGUAUUAUGAUUGAACAGUUUGUGGUGGAUGGGCCACAUGCCCAUCUCUACGACAAAGAGAACAAUUCAUGGGUCAAGCUGAUGAACUGGCAGCACGGCACAAUGUAUCUGUUCUUUGGGAUCUGUGGAAUAGCACUGGUUGCCAGUAGUGCAUCCAAACUGGUGCCAGCUGGUGUUGACCGCCUUGCUCUCUCCGUGGCUCUUUUUGUUGAAGGGUUUCUGUUUUAUCACCACCUGCACAAUCGGCCCCCUCUGGAUGCUCACAUCCACUCACUGCUGCUCGUGCCUGUGUUCAGUGGAUCAGCCAGCACCAUGUUGGAGGUGUUCAUAAGAGACAACAUUAUUUUGGAGCUGUUAAGAGCAUGCCUGUUCAUCCUGCAAGGCUCAUGGUUCUAUGAGAUUGGAUUUGUACUUUAUCCAUUAAGUGGACCGGAGUGGGACCUGAAACUGCAUGACAACCUCAUGUUCAUUACUAUGUGCUUCUGCUGGCACAUAGCUGUGGCCCUGCUUUUAGUCACCUGCAUCUCCUCUGUGGUUUGGUUCACAGUGAAGCGGUUCUCAGGAAGGGGACGGGACAUAGAGAUUGGAAUGCGAAGUACAUCCUCCAAAACAAGCUCCCAGAAAGCUUUGCUUGAAGAGUCGGAUGAAGAGUGAACGCAUGAUUAUGGUUCUUUAAAAUUUUUACUUACGUUUGAUUAGUUUUGGUCCAUAAGACCAAGGGCGUUUUUUUAACCUGCCUUGUUUAGUUUGGUUGAAUCGAACACUGGAGCUUUUACCCCCUUGGUGCAGUUCGUUUGGGCAGGUGUGAACACAGCAAUCGCAUGCGGGUGCGGACCAAAACUACGUGGUCUCAGUCCAGUUACAAACCAACUCUGGUACGCUUUGAUACGAUUCGUUUGUGGUGAGAAUGUGAUCCAACGCACUCACCAGGUACUCCUUAAGUUUGAGUAAAACGGUUCCUGUAGUCAGGCGUGCUUUGCAAUCUGUGAUGUGGCAGAGCAUAGAGUAGCAGCUUGCAAUGUUUCUCUCACCGAAAUAUACUGCAGUCAAGCUCAUGUCUCUGUGGUCAAACCAGCAGCUGCUAAAGUUGGAGACAGACACCGGCAGAGCAGAGUGAAGUCCCGGUGAGCAGAGCAGAUGUAGUAACGCUGUUCACGAAACAAUGUCUGGAAAAUAAUUUAAAUGAAAUGAGCUGGUUUGACCAAGUGGAUGUGAGAAAUAUGCUCUUUUUUUGCUCCCACCCCAGACACAUUUGACCAAUAAAAGGAGUGAACAUAAUGGAUUAGUUUGUAGUGAUGCGUUUUGGUUCGCUUUGAUUUUUCUCUGUGUGAAACCAAACCAAGGGGAAAACGCUCCAUGUUAACAAAACUCAUCAUCUGAUUCGGACCAGAGCUAAUGAACUAUAGGUGUGAAAACGCCCUAAGUCUGCUGUUUUGUACAAUUCAUUUUUGU